AUGAACCUUCGAACUAUAACGACAUCGGCAGCAGAUGUGGCACUCGCCUUGGAGCUAAUAAUGCCUUUUGGUCAUGGCAACAGGAUACCAGCACAAUAUAUCGUCGAUAGGAGCAGAGAAAUUGAGUCAGAAACUCAACUUCCUGUUCAAUCACAGUUGAAAGUCCCUCCUCCCAUUAAAGGUAUCAGCGAUCACAAUGACGAUAUAGUUAACGAAGAGAUCGUCGUUCAGCUUCCAGUGGAAACAACCCCAAUGGUCGUUGAGGAGACUUUGAUUGACGAUGCCCCGGACGAUGAAACGGAUACUAAUGAAGUUUGCACCGAAGCAAAACAAGACUUGAUCGAGGCUGAAGAAAGUCCAAUCUCCAACAGUGACAAGUCAUCGUUCACAACAGAGGAAAUAACUCCAAUGGCCGUUGAGGAGACCCCGGUAGUGGCCGUGGUCGAGGAUGCUUCACCAGAUGAAACAGAUACCAGUGCAGCUUCUACCGAAACAACACAAGACUUGAGUGACACUGAAGAUUCUAGGAGCUCGGUCUCCAUCAAUCACAAGGCAUUGUCAAUUGAAUCUUCCGAUGAACCAAAAACCAGUACUACUGUUCAUGCUGAUGUUCGUCACACGGAAGACGAAGUUGAAACUCAAUCUGCGGCGGACGAAGAUGAUAUAUCGAUUGCUGAGUCUCUAGACUUUACCAUCAGCGUAAGCAUGACUGAUGACGAAGACGACGGCUCUGUUGAAGAAAGUGGAAGUGAUCAUCUCAAUACGGUUCAAGAAGAUUCCGUAUCGAUUGAAGUCAUUCCGAAAAUGUCAGUGACCGAGAACCGCAAGGAAACUGGUGAGGUCGAACAAAGUGAAGACAAGUAUGCCAAAUCGUUAAUCGUGAACGAUUCCGGGACCUCUUUGGAUGAAGACACGAGAAGUGUCUCACCCAGCCGAGUCAAGCCACACAUCAUUGACAUCCCUGUGGAAGAUGGAGAGGAAGAGUACUUCCAAUCGACCACGUCACGAGAUUCCUUCCUCAUCAAGCUCUCAUUGCUUGGUGCACUAAACGAUGUCAUCUAUGAUGAUUUUGUGGAACAGGUGUGUGAGUACAAGGCCCUUGUCAUGACACUGGUAAAGCGCUACGAAGUCGGUCUCUUGCGAGAGGUCGAGAAGCCGGAAACAAAGUAUUUCCUCAAAGAGUACAAAGCUCCAGUACCAAAGACCGUUCACCAAGAGUCUGAGAAGCAAGAAUGGUACCGCCCAGAAGCAAAAUCUGUGUCUCUUCAGCAGCGCAAGCAAAUGCUUCAAUUGGAGCCAUUGCAACUUCCGGACUUCUCCUAUAUGGAUGAGCUUGUGAAGCAAUCGAAAGCACAGAUCAGAGCGAGCGCGAACGCGGCUAAAAGAGAAAUCGUGCAAGAAGACAAGACUGAAGAAAUAGCUGAUGACGUUGUAAUAUCAAUUGUUGAGGAAUAUGAACCUAUUGAGCCUGAGCUUGGACAGCUAUCAUUCGAAAUGAGAGAUGAAGAUCUCGAAGUUCGAGAGGAUGCUGAGUCGAGAGAAGUGGAGGAGAUCAUUGACCUGGAUGUUGAGUCGAGAAAUGUGGAAGAAGUCAUCGAUCUUGUUGAACCAGAAAUGCUUGAGGGACCCGACCAUCAAAACAAUGUUGAGCCCGCAGUGCUUGAGAAAUUUGGCCAGCAAAAUUACACUGAACCCGCAGUGCUUGAGGAAUCUCAGCAACAAAACGUAGAUGAGCAAAACGUAGAUGAACCCACAACAAUUGAAGGAUCCGUCCAGCAAACGCCCAAGUUCCGUGCUGUAAUUGAAAUUGUUGAUGAUAUCGAAAACGAUUCGUCAACUCAAGAGCACUUGGUAUCAGAUCCAUUACCAGAAAAAGAAAUCCCUUCUGCAAGUAGUGAGGAAAAUCGAGAAAAUGGCGAAGUUCGAGAAUCAGCUCGGGGACCGACACUUCGAAGCUCUGCAUUCACUGCAUUCACUGUUCCCAAGCCCGAAGUCACCAGGAGAACUGGAAAUCGCCGUCCUUUCGCUUCAACGACGACGAUGGCAACGAUUCGGGCGGAAGUCGAGGCAAAGUACAGCAAAAUGGCUCGACCUACUGCUCCCUUUGACAGGAACACGCUUUAUUUCCAAUCAACAACCACGCCUACAAGGUCCUCUAUGCCUGCAAGGUCCAUGCCUAGCACAAGCCCAAAGCCUGUGACCGUCACCGGAGCGUACAAGGCACCUGUCGUUCGUGUAGCCACAGCCUAUGCUGCAAUGAGAAGACAUCAGCGUGUCAUGCCAGAGUGGGAGAUGCCAGAAAUCAUCAAUCUUGUUGACGUUCCUGAGCCCAUGACGGAGUAA
Cylindrotheca closterium is the source of this 2343-nucleotide messenger RNA. The record is from the annotation of a GenBank genome assembly. NCBI's taxonomy places the organism in Eukaryota, Bacillariophyta, Bacillariophyceae, Bacillariales, Bacillariaceae.